GGGGGAGGAAGGGGAAUGAAUAAAAGCGGAUUGGAUUCCGGGCUGGGGUCCGUCCGUCCGUCCGUCCGGCGCAUAAACCAGCGUAUUAUUAUUAAGGAAAAAAUAAAAGUCGGGCAGACUCUUCUCUUCUCUCCCAGAACGCCGAAGACGCGACGCGACGCGACUGCACUCCACUCUUCCGCGCGAAUCACCCGCUCGCUCUCCCUGCUAGAGGGAAUGCCCGAGCCAGACCCAGCUCUUGUAAUGGAGGAGACGGCAAAUGGUGGAGGAGCUGCUGACAUUGUUGCUCCUGGUAAGAAGGAUAAUGCCAAGAAGGAAGAGGCUGGCGAGAGAAAGGAUGUGGCAGUAGUGAAUAAGAAUGGUGAAGAACCGAAACCCCCCUCAGAAAAUGGCAGCAAGGGCCCAUCUGAAGGAGAUGCCAAGAUUGCUGAGGCUGAGGAUGCAAAGGAAGAUGAUGCAGGUGCUGCAGAGCAUGUGGGUACUGAGGAUGUCAAAUCGGGUGGUGUGGAAGAUGCAGUGGCCAAGGAGAAGGCAGAAGAAGGUGAGGGUUCCAAAAUGGAUGCUGUCGAGGAUACAAAUGAUAAGGAAGAUAACAACGCAAAGUCAGCGGAAUGCGAAGAUUCCAAAACUGUUGGUGUGGAAGAUGCAGAUGCUAAGAAUGAUGAUGACACCAAGGCAGCAGAACAGGAGGAUGUAAAAAUGGCUGUUGUAGGGGAUACUGAUGCAAAAGAAGAUAAUGACACUGAAGCAACAGAAUGUGAGGAUGUCAAAAUGGGUGUUGUGGAUGAUGCUGAUGCAAAUGAAGACAACAAUGGCAAGGCAGCAGAACAUGAGGAUGUCAAAAUGGGCACUGUGGAGGAUGAAGAUACAAAUGGAGAUAAGGAUGCCAAGGCAGCAGAAAACGAGGAUGUCAAAAUGGCUGCCGUGGAGGACGAAGAUGCAAAUGAAGGUAGUGAUUCCAAGGCAGCAGAACAGGAGGAUGUCAACAUGGGCGGUUUGGAGGAUAAAGAUGCAAAAGAAGAUAACAAUGCCAAGGCAGCAGAAUGCGAGGAUGCUAAGAUGGCUGAGGCUGAGGCAGGAGAUGCAGAGGUCAAAGAUAAAGGACACAAGGAAGAAAAAUAUGCGAACAAGGAACUGAAAGAUGGAGAACAUAGUGGUUCUGAGGGGCAGGAUGGAGGAAAUGAGCAAGUAAAGAAUGAUUCAGCUGAGCAUGACAAAAAGAAGGCAGAAGAAACGAGUGAUAUUAAGCAUGCGGAAGAGGAAGCAGAAGAAAGUGGGUCUGCUGAUAAGAAAGAUGAAGGAGGGGAUGGAAAGGCAAAUGCGGAUGAAGAAAAGCAAGAAAAAGGUGCAAAGACACAAGGAAAAGAUGACAGUGUAACAGAAGAGAAAGUCACCGAGGCAGACAAGAAUGAUGAAGAGAGUAAGGAGGAAACUCCUAAGAACAAGAAAGCAAGAAGUGCUAGGGAUAGAAGCCAGGGGAAGGAUAAGAAACAGGAUGGGUCCAAAUCCAGGGAAGCCAAAAAUUUACUGAACUCCUCGAGCCCUUAUAGUACCGAUCGUCCUCAACGUGAUAGGAAAAUAGUGGAGAGGCUGGUUGAAGUGAUUGAGAAGGAGCCAAACAGGAACUUCGUAGUUGAGAAGGGUCGUGGUACUCCUUUGAAGGACAUACCUACUGUGGCACACAGAUUAUCAAGGAGAAAACCUGCUGAUCUUAAAUUUCUUCACAAUGUUCUUUUUGGGAGGAAAGGAAAGACUGCAGAUUUUAAAAGCCAUAUACUUCAAUUCUCCGGAUUUGUGUGGCAUGAGAGUGAUGAGAAGCAGAGAGCCAAGGCAAAGGAAAAACUUGACAAAUGUAUGAAAGACAUGUUGGUGGACCUAUGUGGUCUCUUUGCCAUUCCGGUUCCCAAAACAAACGUUAGAAAGGAUGAUAUUGUAGCAAAGCUGUUGGAUUUCAUUGCUGAACCUCAUGCUAUGAAUGAUUCUGGGCUCUCUGACGACCAGGGGUCAAAUUCUAGGAAGCGCAAGAGAGGAGGUGGUAGUUCGAGUAAGACUCCAGAUGUCACUCCCAAGGGUUCUAAGAAGAAAUUUGGUGAGGACGCAGCUCCAAGUAAAAGGCAGAAGCAAGGUCUGGAGUAUGAUAGUUAUGAAGAUGAGGGUGAAGAUCAACCUAUGAAGUCUGAUAGUGAGGAAGACGCAGAUGAAGCUGUUGAUGAACAAGGUGGCUAUGACUCUGUGGAAGAAAAAGCAAGUAAGAAGUCAUCAGAGGUAAAAAAUUCUGCAGGUAAAAAGAAGGCUGCCGCAGGUAGCACCAUUAAGACAGGUCCUCCAAGGACAACAAGCAAGAGUGCGGGCAAAACAUCACCAGAAGUCUCCAAGGAAAAGGAGAGCCCCGAUGACAGUGCAAAGGUCUUCUCUAGGAAGAAGAAACCUGCCAUAUCAAAGCGUACCCCAAGUUCUGAAAAGGAGAUAAAAGAAAAGAAGUUGCCAGGUAAGGAGGCGGCAAAGGGUAAAGGUGAACAAACUGAAGUAGGUCUGCCCAGUAAGGGUGAACUGAAAAAGAUUAUUGUUGGAAUCCUUAAAAAAGUUGACUUCAACACGGCUACUUUUAGUGACAUUCUUAAGAAGCUCGACGACCAUUACAAGAUUGACCUGGCUCCAAGAAAAGGAGCCAUAAAGCUUAUGAUUCAAGAUGAGCUGAAAAAGGUAUCCGAGGAAGAUGAGGAUUGAGCUGAAGAAGAAGCUGCUAAGAAACAGCAAUGGAGCCUGAAGAUGGAUUGUGUCAUAUAGCAGUAGCACCCACUGCUAAUUACUCUGUACUUAAGUGACAGCCCUAUAUUAAUCAUCAUUAUUCCGAUGUUUGCAGACCUUAAAACCCUGCCCUUGUUUGUGUAUGCUAAAACAUAACCUGUAGGCAUCUCCGCACCUUUAGCUGACUGAUGGGAGGCACUCCUGAUUAACUUGUCUGUAGAUUUGCAAAUGCCGUUCAAAACUCUGAAAAUGGUUGUGUCAGAGUCUGUAAUGGAUAGCUUGGUCAUAGGUUUGGGAAGCAUAUGGACGUAUUAGGAUAUCAUUGUUUGCGCUUUUGUUGUUUGUUCAUUAUAUACUUGUGGGGACGGUAUGCUAUUUAUCCAUUUUAUAUACUUGCGCCUU
Brachypodium distachyon (stiff brome) is the source of this 3150-nucleotide messenger RNA. RefSeq names its product claspin. Gene Ontology annotation, cellular component: nucleus. The transcript has 12 exons. Bases 16 to 2727 code for a protein of 903 amino acids. NCBI's taxonomy places the organism in Eukaryota, Viridiplantae, Streptophyta, Magnoliopsida, Poales, Poaceae. Gene Ontology annotation, molecular function: histone binding; DNA binding. The record is from RefSeq and is a predicted model, not a curated record. Gene Ontology annotation, biological process: regulation of double-strand break repair; chromatin organization.